This is a messenger RNA of Pyrenophora tritici-repentis Pt-1C-BFP, 1656 nucleotides long. NCBI's taxonomy places the organism in Eukaryota, Fungi, Ascomycota, Dothideomycetes, Pleosporales, Pleosporaceae. The record is from RefSeq and is a predicted model, not a curated record.
AUGGCAGCCCUGGCCUUCAAGGCGAUCAGCUACGGCGCAGAACAGAUCCCCGACAAGUUCUUUGAGAAGAUCCCUGGCGGGUUUUUUACUCCAGCAGAACAAAAGGAAAUCGACAAGAACCGCAAGACUAAAGGUAAAUCUCGCAAAGAGCGGCGCCAGAGUGAAGAGCCAUCCGCCAGGCGCAGUUCGCGACGAGAGCGUAGUCCACCCACCGAGUACUCAGACUAUUACACAGACGACAGCGAAUACGAGCGCGAGAGAGAGCAAAGAAAGAGAGAGCGACGACGUGCGAAGAGUGCUGCAAAAGCUCCUAGCCGGAGUCUAAGCCGAGGAAGACAUAGUCGACACGACAGCGACUUGGACGGACAAUACAGUGAUACUAGGGAUAUGGCGCAACCCGGGCAGGGACAACCCUACUUUCCCCCUCCGCCCGCAUCCGAGUAUAGGCCCUACAACCCACAGGAAUAUGCCCCUAGUCCAGUGCAAGACCACCGACCAUCUGCUACGCCCGCGUACGGAUAUCCGUCUCAGGUAAAUAACAUUUCUUCUCUUCGACGUGCGACGCUUGCGACAAUGCCCGAGCAUCCGACACCAGCGCACAGUUGUCCGCCGAUGUUGGGGGGCCGGUCCAUGUCGAGCUCGACGAGUCCCUUUUCUUUUCGACCCCAUCUUCGCGAAACCCUUUCUCGCGGUUCACCAGUUCAUGCUGCUUUUAUCCCAUCUUACGAACCGCCUCUAGCGGCUCUGCUCCAGCGACCAGUCACUAACACUCCGAAGCCAGCAGCUCCUCAGCCAUAUGGCAGGACACAGGAUUAUGGCCAGCACGAAACUUCGCGAGCCGCCGCUCGAUACACGCCCGAUGCUGGAUAUGCCCCAUCUCCCGUAGCUGACGCUCCAAUUCCUCCCCCGCCAGUCGGGUCCAACUCUCCUAUGAACCCAUAUCAUCAUACCGAUUUCCCUGCCAAUGGCGCCGGCUAUCAGCCUUCUCCUCCGCCAUUCAGCCGCCAGCGGUCCAACUCUCAGCCACCUUUCGCCCCAAUGCCAGAACCAGCCUAUCCGACUUACCCUACUGCCAACCGCGAGCAAGUCGUGCCAUAUGCUGAAUCCUCCCCCCGGCGUGACAGUACCAGGCAUCGUCGUGACACUCGUCAUAGAGCCAGGUCUGUCGACUCCCACUCGCACCACUCCCGUUCUAGCAAAGACCACCGUCGAGACGAUGAUUCGCGCAUGGCUAAAAUGCGUGAUAGAUUCGAUAGCAUGGAUUUGCGAGAGAAGAGUCUGGCUGCGUCGCUGGGAGGAGCAGCAGCGGGUGCACUUGGUGCUAGACAGGUGGCGACCAGGUCUCGAAGCCGAAGCGAUCGCCGCUCCACGUCCCGUUCCCGCUCCCGUUCGCGCACUCGCACACAUGAUCGCGAGCGCAGCAAAGGUCCCGGUCUUCGCGCUAGAAGCCGCAGUAUCAUCGACCGGUUCCGCUCAAAGUCUCGCGGACCCGAGGAUCGAGAUGCAGGAAGGGAUGACCGCAGGGAUGAUAGGCGCGAUCGUCGUCCCGACCGUGGAUAUGACUAUAGUCGUGACGAAUAUGACUAUUUCAGCAGCUCUUCCGAGGGUACCGGUUCGCCUGUCAAAACGCGGAGGCACAGGAAGAGGGAAUACUGA